Messenger RNA from Danio aesculapii, 2072 nucleotides. Its product is annotated as chemerin-like receptor 1. The transcript has 2 exons. The record is from RefSeq and is a predicted model, not a curated record. Gene Ontology annotation, cellular component: plasma membrane. Gene Ontology annotation, biological process: positive regulation of cytosolic calcium ion concentration; inflammatory response; phospholipase C-activating G protein-coupled receptor signaling pathway. Gene Ontology annotation, molecular function: G protein-coupled receptor activity; complement receptor activity. NCBI's taxonomy places the organism in Eukaryota, Metazoa, Chordata, Actinopteri, Cypriniformes, Danionidae. Bases 1051 to 1392 code for a protein of 113 amino acids.
GCCCUUGCGCUGUCAUGACCGCAUGUUCCCGCUUAAGGCCGAUUUAUGCUUCUGCGUCAAGUGCCAGAGUAUGUUCCGGCACAGCCUGCGCGUGGACUCGUAGCCCUCGAUGUAGCCGUCGCCGAUACUGACACGCACCUCUCAAAAAAUGUAACUACACGUUGCAACGACGCGUAGCGCAAGCACUGUGAUUGGUCGGCUUGGUGUAAUGCUGACGAGACCGAGAGGUACGUAAACCUGUUGGAGUGACUGUUCACAAGUGUCGAGUCCCAUGAAAGAGUUCCAGAUGAAAAGUUUUGUUUUGUUUACCUUACGAUUAAAGUUGUUGCACGUCCGCUGGUUCCCGCCUCUGAAUGAGCGAGUUUGAGCUACAGUACUUCUACAUUAAGGUAGCGUUCAGAAAAAACAACACCAGUGAAGAAACUCGACACAGAGGAACAUAAAACCUACUGCCAGCUAGCGUUUCUGUGUUAUUUCAGAGCAACACAAACAGCACGCAGAAGUAUAAAUGCACGGCAAUGCGCAAAGGCAGGUGCCAUUAGUCACGCCGAUCACUCGACGCAGAAGUAUAAGCAAGGCUUUAAUGCGGGCCUGUGUGAGGUCCAGACGUGGUCUUGAUGCACGCUCUUGUCAUGGUGUAUGUGGGGUUUUUUGACAUACAUGUCGCAUAUGUGAGCGCUCGUGUGUUCUGUCCUGUGCUGGCCCAUUGUCGUUAAUUGAGGACGACGUUGAUACGGAUGUCUUUGAAUUCCUUGUCGUUAAGGAUGUAGUUGAGUUUGUCAUCGAUCUCUUUCAUGUCUGUUGUGCCAAAUCCUGUCAAGCCUAUAGUAUAAGUGUGUAUUAAUGCUAUGUUUUUCCCUCACAGGGAUGUUUAAGUUAUUUUGUUUAGUUUUUGUCAAAUAAAGUCCUUCAUUUCUGCAAUUGGGUUCUCGCCUCAUCUCCUCCAACCCCCAUACCGUGACAGAACAGAGCAGCCAGAAUAAGAGCCCAGCGGAGUGAAGAUGGCUCCUUCUCAGAUGACUCUUUCCACUGCAUUGACACCUCAAAAACAUGGAAAACACAAGUUCUGGACUUGAAACUGUGACUGGAAACUCAACAGAUGAGAGCACUGUGCAGAACAAGGCAUUUAUGAUCUGUCUUCUCUGCAUUUUCUUUGCCACCAUCAUAGUGGGUCUCAUUGGAAAUGGGCUGGUCAUAUUUUUGACCGGCUGCAGAAUGAAGACGACUGUCAACUCCAUUUGGUUUCUGAAUUUGGCGAUUGCAGACUUCAUCUACCUUUUAGCUCCAAUCACAGUGCAGAAGCUGAAACAGUCUCUGGUGCUGGUGCUGGAGACGGCAUUUGCUGAAGAUCAUCUGAACAUUAUAGAAAUGAGACAGACACGAAAUGAUUAACAGGCAGAACAAAAAACACUUAAAUUUCUAGAAAUGUUGAAAACUUUUUUGGGGAAAAAAAAAGUUUUGCAAUCAUUGUUAAUACUGUAAUUAUCACAGUUAAACAGUAACUGUCAUCUGUAUUAAGCAUACUUUUCUGUCUAAGACAUAUCUUGUAAAUUAUAGAUUUAUAAAUCCAGGUUUUGUGAUUGGUUUAGUUAUGUGUUCUUGUUUUCAGUGUCUGUAUAUUCACUUAGGGCUGAUUUCAUUGUUUAGUUCUGUGUGUGUAUUUAAGUCUCAGUCUGUCUUCAUUGAUGUUUGUGUUGUUGACCUGUUCAUCUAUUUUUAUUGAUUAAAAGCAUUGUUGUGUACAUAAUUCAUUUUUAUUCUCUUUAAUCAGCACUAACACUUUAUUUAUUUAUAAGAUGACCCUUACUGACCAGUUAAGGAUUUUUUUCUGAUAUCGGUUAAAUCGUUAAAGUCAUUUUAAAGCUUUUUUUCUCAGGAUUCUUCCACUCCGGUCUUGUUAAUUCUUGUUUUGGUGGCAGAUUCCAGAUACUAGUCCUGUCAUGUCUCGUAUGUUUUAAUCUCUUUCAUGUCUGUCAUGCCAAAUCCUGUCAAGCCUAGUAUGAGUGUGUAUUAAUGCUGUUUUUCCCCCACGGGAAUGUUUCAGUUAUUUUGUUUAGUUUUUGUUAAAUAAA